This is a messenger RNA of Prorocentrum cordatum, 606 nucleotides long. NCBI's taxonomy places the organism in Eukaryota, Dinophyceae, Prorocentrales, Prorocentraceae. The record is from the annotation of a GenBank genome assembly.
AUGUUUGACACGAAGCAGGCGCUCGAGCGGGAGGUGCAGGAGCAGGCCGAGAAGGCGGCGGUGGCGGCGAAGGCCAAGCUGGCCAACAAGCUGAGGCAGAAGCAGCAGGAGCUCAAGUCGGCCGAGAAGGCUUCCUCGCCGCCAGAGUCGCUGUUCCGCAGCGGCGCCAACGCGGGCCUCUACUCCGAGUUCGACGACGCUGGGGUCCCCACGAAGCUGGCGGACGGCAGCGAGGUCUCCGCGAAGAAGAGGAAGGACUUCGCGAAGGAGAGAUCGAGAAGCAGAAGAAGGAGUUCGAGAAGCUUUCCAAGACGUCGGCGGCCGCCGGCGGCGUGGAGGCUUUCCUCGCCAAGAUGCGGUCCGAGGCGGAGGAGCUCGAGAGGCAGGUCGGCCCCCUGGACGGCGCCUGAGGUGGGCGGCGGGGCACGCGCGUGCGCGGCCGCCUUGGAGAGCGGCGCGCUCCGCCACGUGACCACUGCGAGCAUCGUUUUUGUAGGCCGCCCACUGCCGGCCAGGUCUUGCCAGUUUCAACACUUUCGCACAUCUGCAAACCCGAGACGCUGCAGUGCCCUCGCCGUGUCGAAUACCCAGGCGCCCCCCGCCUAG